AGACAUGGAUCCACACAAACACCAGUUUAGAACAGAACAACAACAGGAAUUCGAGAAUCCACAUCACUACAAACCUCCACAGAUCAAAACAGAAGCGGAAUUAAAGAUCAUAAACAAGAUGUUUGAUGAGUGCAUGAACAAAGAGUGGGAAAAAGUUUUAAACACUUACUCCACUCAUGGCUUUGUUCGUCGGGCCAAGCUCACUAAGUCAGAAGACACGGCUCUGCAUUUAGCAAUCAACUGUUACCACCCGAAGCAUCGAUCCAAAGAUCAUCUGCAGUGCAUUAAGAAGAUGGUGACUAAGAUACCUGAUGAUGAAGUGUUGGACAUCUUAAAAUUGAAGAAUGACACAGGAGACACCCCUCUUCAUCUCGCGGCUCAGCUGGGAAACGUUGAAAUCUGCCGAUGUAUUCUCACCCAAGUCGAGAAACUGGGCAAAGUUUAUGAACUCAUCGGGGAGCGAAACAACUUGAACAUGACUCCACUUUUCCUGGCAGCUCAUCGUGGCAAGGUGGAUGCAUUUAAAUUACUUCAUGAGAAGAUUAAGGAAACAGAAGAUCGAAUCCAUCUGUGUAGGAAGGAAAAGGGUGAAACUAUUCUGCACUCUACUUUGUCUGGGGAAUACUUUGAAUUGGCCUAUGAGAUAAUUGAAAAAUUUCCAGAGCUUGUGAAUUAUGUGAGUGAGGAUGGCACAUCUCCCCUGCAUAUUCUAGCCAGGAAGCCACAUGUAUUCAAGAGCAGCAGCUAUCUUGGAUCCUAUGAAAGCAUUAUCUACUACUGUACCGAGGUUACAACCUCUCACAAAAAAGCACUUACUGAAGACGAUGCAAAUGAUCAUUUUUCAUUCCCGGAAAACUGGAGGACAUUUGCUGACUUCUACCAGCUUAUUUGGAAUUUCAUGAAAUGGGUGUUCGCUUUAAAAAAAAUUGUAAAAGGACCAACUGCAAAACAAAAUAAUGAUCCAGAGAAUCAAGACAGCCAACCUCAAGUUUCAGGUAACACAAAAAAUAAUACAGGGACAGAGGAAGACGACCAAAGGCCUGUUGGAGCAUUUCCCAGAAUUUACUACACAGAUAUUGGUUUCCUCAAGUUUGUAAUGAAACUCAUGCUCAUCAUACUGGGAAUUGGAUUUCAUAGGAUAUCGAAAAUCAAAGAAAAGAAAGGCAAGCACACAUGCGCAGUGGAGAUUUUAGAAAAAUUGAUCCCGAAUGAAGCUAGUUACAAGUAUCAGCAUGCUGGGGGGAAACCUCUGCAACCUGUAGAAGCUCCAAACAAACCAAUUGACCUUCCUAUGACACCACCUCAAACAGAUAAUAAUGCAAUCCAGUCUGAUACAGAGGAAACAAUGCCAGACCACCCUUCAGAUGCAAACAAACAUAAGGAGACACCUAUAUUAGCAGCAGCAAAAAUGGGAAUCCAAGAGAUAGUAGAGAAAAUCAUCAAAAGAUUCCCAAUAUCUAUUCAUGAUGUGGAUCCAAAUCAGAAGAAUGUGUUACUUUUGGCUGUUGAGAACAGGCAAGUUGCUGUUUACAAUUUCUUACGAAAGCAGAAGCUCCCAGAAUUUGUGUACUAUCAAGUGGACAACAAGGGAAACAGCGCAGCGCAUCUUGCUGCAAUGUACACUGGUCUAAAAUAUUGGCGCAUUCCUGGUGAUGCAUUGCAGUUGCAAGGAGAAGUCAAAUGGUACAAGUAUGUGAAGAGUCACCUGCCACGAGAAUCCUAUGUUCGUUACAACAAUGAAGGGCAGGCUCCAGGCGAUGUGUUUUUAGAAACACAUGCUAAUCUAACUAAACUUGGCACCACAUGGCUCAUCAAGACCUCGGAAUCAUGCUCUGUCAUCGCAGCACUGAUUGCAACUGUGGCAUUUGCCGCAUCAACAACCGUCCCUGGUGGGCUGGAUCAAAACAGUGGCUAUCCAAUUCUUGAAGGGCAACCCGCGUUUAGUGUAUUUGCAGUGUCAUCACUCAUAGCUCUCUGCUUCUCGGUAACCGCCCUCGUCUUCUUCCUCGCAAUCCUCACUUCGCGCUGCCAACAAAAGGAUUUCAAAAACAAUCUCCCAAUAAAGCUGCUCCUUGGACUCACUUCCCUCUUCACAUCCAUAGCUGCUAUCUUGAUCUCCUUCUGUGCCGCUCAUUCUUUUGUUAUCAAGAGUAAACUCAAACUUGCGGCAUUCCCUAUAUAUGGAGUAGUGUGCUUACCAGUCACAUUUUUUGCCUUCAAUCAGCUCCCAUUGUACCUCGAUCUUUUCAGGUCCAUCGUCCAACCAGUGCAUUUUCGCAGCUACAGAGUUUCCUAUACCGGCAAGCCCGCUAAGGGCAACAAACUCUCCUCAACUUCAAAAGAUCAGUAGCACACUACAUACAAUUAACAAAAAGCUAAGUGGAUUCUUUAAUUUAAUUUUUCCAUGCAAUGUCAAAAUCAAUUCCGUUCUUUGAUUUUCAAGACACAAGUGUGUUUCUAUGAGUGAUUUUCUGAACUAGAAUAAUGUUUGUUUCAUCCUGGCCGGGCCUGUUAAUGUAAUAUGCAUGUUUUUGGUAUGUAUGUCAACUGUUGUAAACUUGUAAUUUCUAUAUUGGUGUUUAGGGAUGGCAACGGGGCGG
Ipomoea triloba (trilobed morning glory) is the source of this 2600-nucleotide messenger RNA. Its product is annotated as ankyrin repeat-containing protein ITN1-like. Bases 5 to 2350 code for a protein of 781 amino acids. Lineage: Eukaryota; Viridiplantae; Streptophyta; Magnoliopsida; Solanales; Convolvulaceae. Gene Ontology annotation, molecular function: protein binding. The transcript is spliced from 8 exons. The record is from RefSeq and is a predicted model, not a curated record.